AUGGCAAAGGCAGCUUUUGUAAAAGCGGUGGUCUGGAGUGUGCUCUUCUGUGAAUCAGAAACGUGGACAAUGAAAGCGGACAUUAUUCAGAGAAAAGAGGCGAUUAAAAGGUGGGUUUGGAGUGUCAUGGACAAAAUAAGCUGGACAGAGACGAAGACCAAUGAAGAGGUGUCGUCACUGGCGGGAGAAAAGAGACAAUUGAUGCUGUGGACAUGUGUUACGUGGAAACGAGAUGUUGAAGGAGGAAUAGUUGAAGGUGAACAGGGAGAGGUGUGGGGGGAAAGGGGUGCCCCAGAGAAGUAUGUUAGGGUAAUUAAGGAAUCGUACAGGAAUGUUACAACCAAGGUGAGGAGUACAGUUGGAACUACGGGUAGCUUCCAGGUCAAAGUCGGACUCCAUCAAGGCUCGGUACUAAGCCCAUUCCUUUUUGAUAUAGUGCUGGAUGUGUUAACGGAAGCAAUGGAGAAGAUCAACAUGACACGAUACAAUUAG
Messenger RNA from Penaeus indicus, 492 nucleotides. RefSeq lists its product as uncharacterized. The record is from RefSeq and is a predicted model, not a curated record. NCBI's taxonomy places the organism in Eukaryota, Metazoa, Arthropoda, Malacostraca, Decapoda, Penaeidae. The transcript has 4 exons. The coding region runs from base 1 to 492 and encodes 163 amino acids.